UGCUCUAUAGUAGUAGUAGUACUAAGUAUUUCUCUUCGACUUGGCCGUCUGGAUGAUUUUCUCUCUUAUUUCUUCUGAUUCUGAUUCUGAUUCUUCUUAUGAUCAGCUGACUGCCAUCCGACAUCGGCCGGGGAGAAGCAGUCCAACUCCGGAAUCACCUGAUCCGUCCGCUUCCUCUCCAUUUUUCGUCGUUGUCGCGCUCGUUCUUAUAAGAAGACUCAUCGUCCCCGUUUCCCAGUCUGAUUCUUCGUUACAAUCUCCCCUCAAUUGUAUCAAUUCCAUCCUUCACAAUGGCUGCCAGAGGUUUCUCCCGCGCUCUGCGCCUGUCGCGCGUUGCUGCUCCUCGCUCCGUCAUGACGGCAGCGCUCCCUCGUCCGUCGCUGGCGACGGUGACUCCUCGUGUGGCCCCGGUUAUGGCCACCCGUGGUGUCAAGACCAUCGACUUCGCUGGCACCAAGGAGACCGUCUACGAGCGUGAGGACUGGCCCCGCGAGAAGCUCCAUGACUACUUCAAGAACGACACCCUCGCCCUCAUCGGCUACGGUUCCCAGGGUCACGGCCAGGGUCUCAACCUCCGUGACAACGGUCUCAAUGUCAUCGUUGGUGUCCGCAAGGAUGGUGCCUCGUGGAAGGAGGCCAUCCAGGAUGGCUGGAUCCCCGGCAAGAACCUGUUCGAUGUCAACACUGCCAUCGAGAAGGGUACUAUCAUCAUGAACCUCCUCUCCGACGCCGCCCAGAGUGAGACUUGGCCCACCAUCAAGCCUCUCCUGACCAAGGGAAAGACCCUCUACUUCUCCCACGGUUUCUCUCCCGUCUUCAAGGACCUCACCAAGGUCGAUGUCCCCAAGGACAUUGAUGUCAUCCUCGUCGCUCCCAAGGGCUCUGGCCGUACCGUCCGAUCUCUCUUCCGUGAGGGCCGUGGUAUCAACUCCUCCAUUGCCGUCUACCAGGAUGUCACCGGCAAGGCCAAGGAGAAGGCCGUCGCCAUGGGUGUCGCCGUCGGUUCCGGCUACCUGUACGAGACCACCUUCGAGAAGGAGGUCUACUCUGACCUCUACGGUGAGCGUGGAUGCCUGAUGGGUGGUAUCCACGGUAUGUUCCUUGCUCAGUACGAGGUCCUCCGUGAGCGCGGUCACUCCCCCUCUGAGGCCUUCAACGAGACCGUUGAGGAGGCCACUCAGUCCCUGUACCCUCUGAUCGGUGCCAACGGUAUGGACUGGAUGUACGCUGCCUGCUCGACCACCGCCCGCCGUGGUGCUAUCGACUGGUCCAGCCGCUUCAAGGAGAACCUGAAGCCUCUGUUCAACGAGCUGUACGACAGCGUUCGUGACGGCACUGAGACCCAGCGCAGCUUGGACUACAACUCUCAGCCCGACUACCGUGAGAAGUACGAGAAGGAGAUGCAGGACAUCCGUGAUCUAGAGAUCUGGCGCGCCGGAAAGGCUGUUCGCUCUCUCCGUCCCGAGAACCAGAAAUAAGCUAUGUAAUACUAGGAUACCGUGACGAAAAAAAGUUAAUGUACGAUCUAUUAUCAUCUUCCAAUUUGUCUUUCUUCGUAUUUCCCACU
Messenger RNA from Paecilomyces variotii, 1567 nucleotides. RefSeq names its product 6-phosphogluconate dehydrogenase. Gene Ontology annotation, biological process: L-valine biosynthetic process. Gene Ontology annotation, molecular function: ketol-acid reductoisomerase activity. The coding region runs from base 291 to 1478 and encodes 395 amino acids. Gene Ontology annotation, cellular component: mitochondrion. The record is from RefSeq and is a predicted model, not a curated record. The transcript has 2 exons. NCBI's taxonomy places the organism in Eukaryota, Fungi, Ascomycota, Eurotiomycetes, Eurotiales, Thermoascaceae.